This is a messenger RNA of Heterobilharzia americana, 2291 nucleotides long. NCBI's taxonomy places the organism in Eukaryota, Metazoa, Platyhelminthes, Trematoda, Strigeidida, Schistosomatidae. The record is from the annotation of a GenBank genome assembly.
CAACCUUUGAAGUUGUCUUGAGGUGUUAUCGUGAUCAACGUACAUUUUCAUGUAAAACGUCUGUUAAGUGCUGAAAACAUGUAUGCUGACAAAGGAGAGUCUCAAAGCUUCAAUGGAUUGUUUAUAGGAAGUGACGAAACCAGCAACUCGAAGUACACAAUAGUUCAUCAAACAAAUGACGUAAACAUGGAGAAUGUAAGCUAAUCUGAUACGUAUAUUAUAUAUUCUGGUCUAGGAAAUGGCUGAUAGUGGAGCAAAUACGUAUUAUGUAAAAAAACCAUCAGUGAAUAAUCCUGAUAAUUGUAACAACCUUGGUUCCUCAUCUUCUGUAUUUUAUCGAAAACCGUGUAAUUGUGCCAAGUCUCACUGUUUAAAACUAUACUGUGAGUGCUUCGCUCGAGGUUGUGCGUGUGAUAAUUGUAACUGCAGAAACUGUAUGAAUAACUAUCUUCAUGAGGGAGAUCGCAGAAGAGCAAUAAAACGUACUUUGGAAAGAAAUCCACUAGCAUUCCACCCAAAGAUAGGCGAUGGAGAGCGUCGACAUCCUAGUGGAUGCAACUGUAAACGAUCCGGGUGCCUAAAGAACUACUGUGAAUGUUAUGAGGCGAAAAUCAGUUGUUCUGAUCUGUGUCGGUGUCAGGGCUGUCUAAACACUGAGGAAGGAAGGAUGCAAAAAAAUUUUCAGGCAAAACCUUUUUUUACUGCAAGACAGGAAACUCCCCUUCAUAAAAAGUCAUCUUGUUUAAUGUAUGAUGAAGACCUGCUUUGCAGUAAGGAGAACUAUAUCCGGUUACCUCAUGCUAACCAGGCGUUUGGUCAAAUAAUAGGUACAUCCUUACCAAACGUUUCUUAUGAAUAUAUACCUGAUAGCUCUCUAUUCCAUACAUCAGAAGUUGUUGAGGCUAUGUGCAGACGUAUCAUAGCUGUGCUCAGUGAAGCCACACUGCAGAACGUUCCCAGUGUUCUUCAAGAAAGAAUAAUUAUCGAGGAGUUUGGGAGAUGUUUGGAGAAGAUAUUAGAGUCUAUCACUAGGCUUCGGAUUAUGGACCACUUAUCAGAUUAUUCAUCUGCUGAAAAAUAUGGGCAUGUAGAUAACCCAGAUUUCGUUACUGUGCUACCUACAUUACAAGACUCACUAUCCCUGCAAACAGCGAACCAAGAUCAAACUACAACUCAUCGAAAUCCAGACUGUUGUUACUCAUUUGAUCAAGCAUUUCAAAAAUUUUGUAGUGACAAUGAAUAUGGAAACUCUGAGCACAGCCGGUUGUGUUCAUCCACUACCAUGGAGCAGCAUGAACUUGGUAGCAUCAAACAGAAAAACAAUUCUUCUACUAUAGAGAAUAGAUAUACUAGUGAAUAUUCAGAAGAUUAUCGGUUUCCUACUACUCAGUCGGUAGAAUCACUUGAUAAGCCCUUAUUUCAUCAAGUUUUCCAGACUUUUGUAAUUUGAUAAGCUUUUCACAGCAUCAGCCGGAAUCGCCUCAAUCUUACACACAUGAUGUUCAUGAUGGUUGUGUUGAAGCAGAUUACCCGAAAACCCUUCGGCCGGAAUCUUACGUUUUGUCCACAAAUCUUCAAUUCCCAAAUGUUUCGGAUUCUGGUGCAGUAGGUAAUAGUCAGCUCCAUUCACAGGCAUUCGAGAUAAGUUCUAGAGAAUACCAUGGCAAUCACUGUGGUGGAAAUAUCAACGAAUUCAGUACAACAAAUCCUAUUGGGACCGUUUUAGGGAGCAGUUUAGAUGAAAAUGAGCAUUUGACUACCGCGUGUGGAGAAGAUGAAGAAGUCAACACAGCUAUCGCUGCUCUGCUGAAUGUUUCCCUACAAUACCAUCAAAUCCAUUUAAUUUAUCGUCUGAAGUUGAUUUCAUUGGCUUGACCGAAGAAACUGCAAGUAUUCAAUUAUAUUCAGAUGAAAUUUCUUAAAAUGGUAAUCAUAAUGAUGCUCUUAUUACUGGGAAUAAUUGUUUUUUUUGAUGGCGCUAGUUCGACAUCUAUUAUAAAUUCGAAGGAUGUUCGACAGGGUGUGCAUAGUUCUGCACGGAAGUCACAACUAGAAUUCUGUGAUUUAUAAAACCCGUAUAUGCAGUUUUCCGUUUGUGUUUUAUUUCUACUUUACUUAGCUUAUAGCUAGUCUUGAAUUCCUUAGUUGGUUUAUUCUUCUAGUGUCUUUGAAAUAAUAUGUAUAACUUAGUUUUAUUCCAAUUUAUUAGUCUUAUUCUUUGUUGGUAAACAAAGUGUUUCCAGUUUUUGUUAUCCUUCGCAUUUAUUCCAUAUGGCAAUUUUGAUGUUAAU